This is a messenger RNA of Notothenia coriiceps (black rockcod), 468 nucleotides long. RefSeq names its product low-density lipoprotein receptor-related protein 6-like. The transcript is spliced from 3 exons. NCBI's taxonomy places the organism in Eukaryota, Metazoa, Chordata, Actinopteri, Perciformes, Nototheniidae. The annotation marks the transcript as partial. The record is from RefSeq and is a predicted model, not a curated record.
AGCCCCCACCUCCUUCCUGCUGUUCAGCCAGAAGACGGCCAUUAACCGCAUGGUGAUGGACGAGCAGCAGAGCCCCGACAUCAUCCUGCCCAUCCACAGCCUGAGGAACGUCCGCGCCAUCGACUACGACCCGCUGGACAAGCAGCUGUACUGGAUCGACUCCAAGCAGAACGUCAUCCGGAGGGCCACAGAGGACGGGAACCAGAGCAUGACGGUGGUGUCCAGCCCGCUGCAGGGUCCUGGUUCUGGUCUGCAGAUUUACGACCUCAGCAUCGACGUGUUCAGCCGCUUCAUCUACUGGACCAGCGAGGUCACCAACGUCAUCAACGUCACGAGGACCGACGGCAGCCGAGUGGGCGUGGUUCUGCGCGGAGAACACGACAAACCGAGAGCCAUCGUGGUGAACCCAGAGAGAGGGUACACGUACUAUAAACACACACCUCUCACAGUAACACUUCACCCGUGCAG